Vicia villosa (hairy vetch) is the source of this 1154-nucleotide messenger RNA. Its product is annotated as transcription factor VIP1-like. The record is from RefSeq and is a predicted model, not a curated record. Gene Ontology annotation, cellular component: nucleus. Gene Ontology annotation, biological process: regulation of DNA-templated transcription. Gene Ontology annotation, molecular function: DNA-binding transcription factor activity. The coding region runs from base 1 to 1035 and encodes 344 amino acids. Lineage: Eukaryota; Viridiplantae; Streptophyta; Magnoliopsida; Fabales; Fabaceae. The transcript has 4 exons.
AUGGAUAUGCUCAGCUUCAUCGGAGCUACUCCGGCUACGGCUGACAACCACCACCGCCCCACUUCCAAUUGUACCAACCCCCUUGAUUUCGAUCCAGCAUUGGAAAACAUGCUUAACAUGGAUCUUAGUCAAUUCGACUUCAGCCUCUUCGACAUCCCAUUGCCGCCUUCUUCAUUGCCGCCUAUUGAUCGGAUUCCUGCACCUGCACCUGCACCUGCACAGACGCAACUGCUUCCAAACUUCUCUGAGGUAUUAUCUGAUAAUGUCAAUUUGAUUGGAAGGAAUAGUGCCCUAACUGCAGGCGGUGGAAACGGCGGUGGUGGAGGGAGUGUAUUAGGCCACCGCCGUGACAGCAACCGUUUUGGUUUAGGUAGCGGGUCCUCAGCACCAUUCUCUUAUAAGAAGAGGACAGUUAUACCUCCGGAAAAGCUUGCGGAACUUGAAAUUGCUGAUCCCAGAAAAGCACAGAGGAUUAUUUCUAAUCGGGUUGCUGCUAAGAAAUCCAAGGAAAGGAAAAGAAAUUAUGAAAAAGAGUUGGAAAAAAGAGUUGAGUUGCUUCAGAUUAGAGCUGAUAAUGUAACUGCGGAGCGUGUGAUGGCGAUGAAUGAAGUUACGCAGUUAGCUGCUGAGCGCAAGAGGAUCAAAGACCUGAUAGAGUCUACUUUACAGCAUCAACAAAAGCAAAGAGCUGUGAUUGAAUUGAUGAAGCAAGAAGCAAAUAUGCUGAAGAGGCAAAUUCAUGACAUGAAUACAGCAAUGGCUGAUUUAUCUUUUGGUGAACCAGUCUCUCAGUCCCAGCAGCCUCAGGUUCCUCAUCAGCCAGAACUCUACAUACCACAGCAGCCACCUCUAGUUCCUCCUCCACCAUCUAUCUUUGGCGAGCCUUUGCUUCCUCCUCCACCAUUUUCCUUAGGCGAGCCUUUACUUCCUACUCCAUCAUCUACCUUUGGUGAGCCUUUAGUUCCUCCUCCGCCAUCUCUCUUUGGCGAGCCUUUUAUUGGCACCAGCUUUUCAAACUACAAUCUCUGGAACUAGUAUAUUUCGGGGUGGGGUAAUUAUCACCAACUACAUCUUUUGUGUAUUGGCAUAUACAUGUAUGGGUGAAGCUUGUGAAUGACAUCUUUUCUGAUGCACUUUGUUGGUGGGAAGCAUGA